This is a messenger RNA of Galendromus occidentalis (western predatory mite), 1636 nucleotides long. Its product is annotated as acyl-CoA-binding domain-containing protein 5. The record is from RefSeq and is a predicted model, not a curated record. Bases 362 to 1399 code for a protein of 345 amino acids. Gene Ontology annotation, cellular component: cytoplasm. Gene Ontology annotation, molecular function: fatty-acyl-CoA binding. Gene Ontology annotation, biological process: fatty acid metabolic process. The transcript has a single exon. Lineage: Eukaryota; Metazoa; Arthropoda; Arachnida; Mesostigmata; Phytoseiidae.
GACGAGUGAUCUUAAAUCCAAACAAUUCCAUCAGCUGAUGAUGUGGACUUCGUUUAAAACGUUGUGAAACUACGGACCGGCUCGCUCACGGAGACAAGUGAACCUGUUCUCUCGGUCUCUGAACCAGCGCAACCUGAGUGAUCGCAGUUCACCCCACGGAUCCUGAAUCCCCGACCUGUCCCCCGCUGUCAGCGAGUCGGAUAAACCGACGGCUGGGCUCCGUCGGAAACGAGCGGCCGCUCAGAAUUCCAUCACUUCCACAAUUCAGGGAUUUUCCUCGUGGCGAAGGACACUACUGUUGCUCACGUCUCCGGAGUCAAAGUGAAGUUCCGGAUACAUUCUGUGCAUCCCUUCGACCAAAAUGAGUGUGAAUGACCGUUUCAAAGCUGCCGUGGAGAUUAUACGGAGUCUCCCGAAAAACGGCAGCUUCCAGCCCCCGUACUCGAUGCAACUGACGUUCUACUCGUACUACAAGCAGGCGACGACAGGUCCCUGUCAAGGAGCGAGACCCGCUUUCUGGGACAUCGUGGGUCGGGCUAAAUACGAUGCAUGGCAAAAGCUCGGUGCAAUGGAGAAAGAAACCGCCAUGCAGCAAUACGUCUCGGAAUUCGUGGACACCAUCAAGCAACUGCAAGCGAACGCGACUCCUGCCGAAGUUCAGGAAGCGCUGUCGUAUGCCGAACCCAAACACAUUGGCCUCUUCAAGCCAUUGUUCGAAAGCGAUAACUCCAUCAACUACGAUAAUGUUCCGGCCGAAUUCCGAGACAACAAUCGGGGAAGUCCUUCGGAUGACGAUAUCGAGAAGAUCGACGGUCACGAAUCCGACGAAGAGUAUUCGGACACGUUUAAUAAUAUCGAGGCCGAACGCAACAGCCCAGAACAAGCGGACAUUGUAAACAGCCGAUCUGUGAUCUACAAAAACUCGAGGAACAAUGCUGUCGGCGCGGCCGGACGCGACGACAGCCACAUCAUCAAAGCUGGAGGUGGCGAUCCAAGAGAAGCAGGGCCGCCGCCCCCCUCUGGAUAUUACGUGUCGUCGGGCAGAGAUCAAGCUUCACAUUCAAACCGAGGCCCGUGGCCGGGGGAAUUCUGUGCUCAUGGGGCCGCUUCGCGAGCGUCGGGAGGAGGUCGUAAUCCCAAUCAUCCUGUAGGUUACGUCCAGCCGGUGGAUAAUCUAUCGUACGCCGUCGUGCGACUGCAGUAUACGAUGGACGAGGUUGUCAGGCGUCUGGAUAACUUGGAACGGACCCUCCACGAACAGCGCUCGGGACGGUGGAGUUUCUUCGGGGGGAUACAGCCGCAUGUUAUGGCCGCGAUUUUGGGAUGGCCGCUGCUCCUCCAAUUGAUUCUUUAUUUCGUCCGAAGACGCAGGGUCAGGGUUCAGCUGCGGCUGAAGUGAGGCUGUCGACAUCGAUGGCUUCUAGCAAGCGACGACGCGAAUUCUCAAGGCUGACUUUGUGCCACGCAGCGGUCCGAUGUGGAUUUCGUAGUAUGUACCUGAUUGUUCUUUACGAAAACUUUUUCCUAUUAUCGCUCACAUGACAGUAUUCCCCCGUUGAGCAUACAUCACACGUCGUUGAGAAUGAGGAUCAAGGACGAAGCCGGCAAGGAACGGAGGUGAAAUAAAAAUAUUCAC